UCCGCAUAUACCCUCAUAAUAUUAUUUUCCAGAAAAUAGAAAAAAAGGAGAGAAAUUCAGGAAGCCGAAGGGAACGCUUGUCCACGAUAUCCUCCAUUCCCGGGAUAGUCCAAUCGCCGAUCUCCUCCUUCCUCUCUGCCGGGCUCCGCCGCCGCUGCAGACGCGCACCGCUCAACUAACUUCCAUUGAAUCCUUAGAGCUAACUUGUGCCUUGCUACUAUUCGCUCCCCUUCUCUUUGCCGCUGUGCCGCUUUGCCGCUGCAUCAAUCUCGCGGGCGGCACUCUCGACUGGCAAGCCUCGGUUUAUAGGGUCUCCAAGUCGGUUGACGUUGGGAUUCUUGUCGUAUUUGGUUAUUUUUUGCAGUUAGUUCUGCAUUCGGCUGCAACUAGGGCGUGGUUGGGGUAUGGGCGGUGCUUUCUAUGGUCGCCAAGGAAUGCAGCAUGUAUGAGUGCCAAAAGUUUUAUCCGAUUCGGGAAACUUGGCCAUCUGGGUGAUUUCGGUCAUCGAUGCAAUCGGAGUAUUGGAGUUCUCUGCUAGAUUUUGGUGAUUCUUUACAUUGCGCAGAUUUAACUUUAAACAGUGAUUGCACCAAAGCGGCCAUCCUUAUUUCUUCAUUAUUAUUAUGAUUUUUAUGGCGUAAUUUUUGUUUUCUCGAGAGGUCCUGAAUCUUAGAAGCAUCUUUUUUGGUAUCUUUUGAAGCAUGGCACUCAGGAAGCACAAAGCUUCUGGUGAUUCAUCUUCUGCUGCCUUGGCACCUUUGAAUUUCGUGAGAAAGAUGCCUGAGAAGGGGAAUUCUGCUGAGGCAGAUAUGAAAUCCUGUGUUUCUUUGGAAUCUCAUGUAGAUAUAGACCCAAGGGAAGUUUAUUUCUUAAUCAUGCAUUUUCUAUCAGCAAGUCCAUGUAAGAGGACUUAUGGACAGUUUUGGAAUGAGCUCUUGGAGCACCAACUUUUACCAAGAAGAUACCAUGCUUGGUAUUCCAGGAGUGGUGUGCGAAGUGGAGAUGAAGAUGAUGAUGGCAAGUCGCUCCCAUUAAGCUAUUCGACCUUGGUUGAGAGGUACCCGCAUGUUGAAAAAGAUCACUUGGUAAAACUUUUCAAGCAACUGAUUCUUAACUGCACCCCUCAAGUACAUGGCGCAUCAGGAAACAUUCCAAAUGCAGCUGAUGUACCCACUCUACUUGGAUCUGGCCCUUUCUCACUUCUAUCAUCUGAUAGAGAUGGGGAUGACAAAAUACCUGGCCGAUUGCCUGGUUAUCUGCGUUGGCCGCACAUGCAGGCUGAUCAGGUUCGUGGAUUAAGUCUGAGGGAGAUUGGAGGUGGCUUUACUAAGCACCAUCGUGCUCCAUCUGUUCGUGCUGCUUGUUAUGUCAUUGCUAAGCCAUCUACUAUGGUACAAAAGAUGCAAUUUACGAUAAAGUUGAGGGGGCAUCAAAAUGCUGUCUAUUGUGCAACAUUUGACCGCUUGGGGCGCUAUGUAAUUACUGGUUCAGAUGAUCGGCUGGUAAAAAUUUGGUCCAUGGAAACUGCAUUCUGCCUUGCCAGCUGUAGAGGACACGAGGGCGACAUUACUGACUUGGCUGUGAGUUCAAAUAAUGCUUUGGUGGCAUCUUCUUCAAAUGAUUUCACCAUCAGAGUUUGGCGCUUGCCUGAUGGUUUACCAAUUUCUGUCUUGAGAGGACACACUGGAGCUGUAACUGCUAUUGCUUUCAGCCCACGGCCAAGCUACUGCUAUCAGCUGUUAUCGUCCUCUGAUGAUGGAACAUGCCGGAUCUGGGAUGCUAGGUACUCCCAGGUCAGCCUGCGAAUUUAUGUUCCAAAGCCUCCGGAUACUGCUGGUAGGGUGAAUGAUACCUCAACAAAUGCUGUUCAGCCAUGUCAUCAAAUCUUGUGCUGUGCAUUCAACGCUAGUGGAACUGUUUUUGUUACUGGUAGCUCAGAUACUUACGCAAGGGUAUGGAAUGCAUGCAGAAACAGUGCAGAGGACUGUGAGCAACCAAACCACGAGAUGGAUGUCUUAUCAGGCCAUGAAAAUGAUGUCAAUUAUGUACAGUUCAGUGGUUGUGCAGUGGCUUCUAAAUUUUCCAGCACUGAUACUCUGAAGGAGGAUAACAUUCCGAAGUUCAAAAACUCCUGGUUUACUCAUGACAACAUAGUUACCUGUUCACGUGAUGGCAGUGCAAUUAUUUGGAUCCCAAGGUCUAGGCGAUCUCAUGGUAAAGUUGGACGUUGGACACGUGCAUACCAUCUUAAAGUUCCCCCACCGCCCAUGCCUCCCCAACCUCCUCGUGGAGGUCCCCGCCAGAGGUUUCAGCCUACUCCUCGCGGCGUUAACAUGAUAGUCUGGAGUUUAGAUAAUCGAUUUGUGCUUGCUGCUAUCAUGGAUUGUCGAAUAUGCGUUUGGAAUGCUUCUGAUGGCAGUUUGGUUCAUUCAUUAAUUGGUCAUACUGAAUCAACUUUUGUAUUGGAUGUUCAUCCAUUCAACCCUCGAAUAGCUAUGAGUGCUGGUUAUGAUGGAAAAACAAUAAUAUGGGAUAUUUGGGAGGGGACUCCGGUACGAGUAUAUGAAACUGGACGUUUUAAGCUGGUUGAUGGAAAGUUCUCCCCGGAUGGUACGUCACUUGUUUUGUCUGAUGAAGUUGGUCAAAUUUUUAUAAUAGCCACUGGACAAGGAGAAUCACGAAAAGAUGCACAAUAUGAUCAGUUCUUCCUUGGGGACUAUCGUCCGCUUAUCCAGGACACAAAUGGAAAUGUUUUGGAUCAGGAGACUCAGCUUAUACCAUACAGAAGAAAUAUGCAGGAUCUCCUUUGUGAUUCCAGCAUGAUUCCUUACCCAGAACCUUAUCAGAAUAUGUACCAGCAACGUCGAUUAGGAGCUCUGGGUAUCGAAUGGCAUCCACCCUUGGUGAAGUUCGCUGUUGGCCCUACAUACAAUGCCCACACUGGUGACUACCAGAUACUUCCCAUUGUGGAUCUGGACAGGCUGAUUGAACCGUUGCCAGAAAUAGCUGAUCUUAUUGAUUGGGAACAUGACAAUGAAUUGCAGAGUGAAGAUACUGACUCGGAAUAUAAUGCUACCGAUGAAUAUUCGAGCGAAGGGGAACAUAUAAGUUUCAGUGGCAGUUCUACCGGAGAGGCUGAGUGUAGUGCUGCUGACAGUGAGGUUGAUCAUGUUAAGAAGGAAGGCCUUAGAAGAUCAAAAAGGAAGAAGUUGCAAUCUGAGCUUGAUAUUACCACUUCUUCUGGGAGACGGGUGAAAAGAAGAAAGUUGGAUGAUCAUGAUGGUGGAACUUUUGUAUCAAAGGCUUCCAGAGCACGACCAUCGAGAAACGGAAGAAUAGCUGCUAGAAAAAAGAAAUCAACAUUGAAAUCAUUACGUCCUCAAAGACGUGCUGCACGCAACGCUCUCAGUCUGUUUUCUCAAAUAUCUGAUGGAGAAGAUGAAGAUGAAUUAGAGAGUACUUCCUCAGAAAGUGAAUCAUUGCUUCCUGAUUCCAACAGCCCAAGCAAUGAAUCUGAAGGGUCGAUGAAGAACCGACAGAUGCAGCAUGGAAAAGGGAGAGAAAUUUCUAUAGAGGAGCAUGGUGAUGCUGCAAAGCCUUCUAUGUUGAAUGACAAUAAGGUGGGUAAUGGGAGUAAGAGAAGGCUGGUAUUGAAGUUGAAGGCGUCUAAUUUUUCUGGCAUGGCUAGAUUGGAAUGCCGGGAACAGGGUGCAGUAAUGGCUUCCCCUGUAAAAACUAAUUAUGAUUCUAGUAACUUUGACCAACUUCACUCUAGAGCAUCCGAAACAGCAAAUUCCUCUGCUGGAAGAUUAGAAAACUUCAUAUCCCAGUGUGGUAGUGGUGCUAGAAUCAGAGAAAAAAGCGAAAUGGAUAUGUCAGAACCGGUCAACGACCUCGUUGGACACAAAGCUACUAUGAAAUGGGGUGAAGUUAAGCAGCGCUCCACUAAACGCUUAAGGUUGUAUGACGCUUCAACUGUUGAUAUUGUAGAAGGUUGUGGUAAUGGAAAUCUAAACUGGGAGGGAGGAUCAACCUCUAAUUGUGAAAAUCAAGCUAUUGGAGAAGGUUUAGAUAAGGUGGGAAAUGGAAUUAAUGGAAUGUUUGAAAAUGAUGCCUCAACAUUGGAUAAUGGAAGAGGUUUCAAGAAUUCACCAAUUAAUUCCCAGCAAAAUCAGUUUGCAUUGCCAUUAACCUGCAGUAAAAAUAGAACAGAAGCUCAGGAUGAUGUGCUCAAUGAAUAUGAAGGAAGACCUAUGACCAGUCAACAUGCAGUGGUUGAUGAAUCUUUAAAUACCUUUGAAAUGGCUUGUGAUAAGCUUACUUCUUCAUCAGAAAAUAAAUAUGAUGCUGGUCAUUCCCAGGAAAGGCAAAAGGUUUCUCAGUCUGUAUUUCCAAAACUAAGGAUCAAAACAAACGGGUUCAAUAAGGAAACAUACAAGCUGAAAUCUGUUAGUUGGGAUGAUUGUAGAACCUCUGAUGGUGAUUUUAUUUCAAAUCGCGAAGUAUCAGGUAAAGGCAAUCUGAUGUCAGUGGUGCCUGAAGAGGAGGGCACUACUGGAGAUAGUGCGGAACACAGUGACUGGAACAAUGGAUCUGACAGCAUGGAAAUCUGGACGAACAAAUCUUCAAAUAGGAAGUUUAGUACUGUUUACAGAAGAUCAAGAUCAUCUAGAAGCAGGAAGAAUUGUAAUGGUGAAAUGAAUGCUAUGGAAGAAAGCACAUCAAAUUCCUACAACCAUGGUGGAAAUAUGAAAAAUGGUUACAGUGAUGCUUUGGCCGAAGACGGCCAUGAAAGGAGAUUUACUAGCGCGAUGGCUAGCACAUGUGAUUUUGGUUCUGUAACUCCUAAAUUCAGAGGAAACUCGUCCUCAAACCCGCCAGAUGGAAGGAAAUCAAUAUCAAAAACUACACUUUUUUUAAGGUCUUUUAGAAACAGAAGAGAAAAUCAUAACACUGGCCUUAGACCUCCUGAGAAAAGAAGAUACCAGCAAGCGCCCAAAAAGUUUCCAUGGUUGAUGCUGUUAGAGCAUGAGGAAGCAUAUAGGUUCGUACCUCAGAAAGGAGACGAAGUUGCAUAUUUGAGACAGGGUCAUGAAGAAUUCCUCGAAGUGCACCCAUUACCGGAGGCGAGGCCUUGGAGACACAUAGAAGGAAGCCUUAAAGCUGUGGAGUUCUGCAGAAUUAAGGGCCUUGAUUAUGCUACUGUUUCCGGAUCUGGUGAUAGCUGCUGCAAGCUUACUCUUGAGUUUAUAGAUCCAAAUUCUACUGGUUUUGGUGAAGAAUUCAAAAUGACUUUGCCUGAACUCGAUACGUUCCCUGACUUUCUCGUAGAAACAACGAGAUAUGUUGCUGCCACUGCGAGAAACUGGACGCACCGUGACAAAUGUCAGGUAUGGUGGAAGAAUGCGGAUGGUGAUGGUGGGAGUUGGUGGGAAGGUAGAAUUUUGGCUGUUAAACCUAAAUCUCCUGAAUUUCCUGAUAGCCCAUGGGAGAGAUUUGUAAUUCAGUACAAAAAUGAUUCUGGCCAACAUUUGCAUAGCCCAUGGGAACUUUAUGAUGCUGAUGUCCAGUGGGAUCAUCCACGAAUUGAUGAGCGGACCAGAAAUAAGCUGCUAGCUUCUCUUGAUAAAAUAGAACAAUCAUCAAUUCGAAAUCAGGAUUACUAUGGCAUUCAAAAACUGAGUCAGGUGUCACAGAAGACUGAGUUCUUAAACAGGUUUCCUGUUCCAUUAUCCCUCGAGGCGAUAAGGAGAAGGCUAGAAAACAACUACUAUCGAACCGUCGAGGCGGUCAAGCACGAUGCCUCCGUUAUGGUUUCCAACGCCGAGGCUUACUUCAUCAGGAGCGUGGAGAUGUCUACUAAGAUAAGGCGUCUCGCAGAUUGGGUCGCACGAACGUUCACUUCUUUGUAGGGGAUGGAACAAUUUUGUAGGUGAUGAUGGUAAUUGGUAUAUUUGUGAGGCUUUGUUCCUGUUGAUUACUUGUAGAUAGAUUUCCAUUUCCUUCACUAACUUGACUCUCUCUCUUGUUUGGCAAUCUCUUACCCAUUUAUCCAAUUUUUUUUUCUUUUGAGGGGAUUAGAUUUUCUUUUGGGGCUUCCUUUUAGAGGGCCCUUUUAGAAAUAGAGUUUCAGGUGAAGGAAGCAGAGGUGGUGGUGGUGGGUUUGUUACCCUCAGAAUUCUUUCAAUGUAUAGACUUACUUCCAUCAAUUAAAUAAUUGAUGAGUAAAAAAAAAAAAACAAACAUAUAUAGUGUGACUAUUACAGAUUUCUGCACUUUUGAUUUUUUAUUUUUAUAUUUGUA
Molecule: messenger RNA, 6303 nt
Organism: Phalaenopsis equestris
Lineage: Eukaryota; Viridiplantae; Streptophyta; Magnoliopsida; Asparagales; Orchidaceae
Product: bromodomain and WD repeat-containing protein 3
Exons: 25
Coding region: 702-5912 (1736 amino acids)
Biological process (GO): regulation of transcription by RNA polymerase II; regulation of cell shape; cytoskeleton organization
Cellular component (GO): nucleus
Molecular function (GO): protein binding
Source: RefSeq, a predicted model, not a curated record